AUGCUUCCUCCCUGGCCUUCCCCAGUCGCCGAAUGGCACAACGAGACCUACGAUGCCAUCAACCCCAGCAACAAGGAGCUCUCAAUGGCCGGUAAGACCAUCGUGAUCACGGGCGGUGGCACUGGAAUCGGCCGCGAGACCGUCCUCACCUUCGCCAUUGCCGGCGCCAAAACCAUCCAUAUCCUGGGCCGCACGCAGUCCUCCCUUUCCGAGACGAAGGCGAUCGUCGAGAAAGAGAUCCCCGGCACUAGGAUCGUCCUCCACGUCGCCGACGUGACCGACCUGGCGAGCGUUGAGAAGGCGGCCAAGGAAGUCGGCUCCUGGGACGUUCUCGUUUCUAAUGCGGGAUACCUCCCCAAGAGUAAGACGCUAAAGGAGCUCGAUCUUGCGGAUUGGUGGCAGGGAUUUGAGAUCAACGUCAAAGGUAACCUCAUCGUCACCAAAGCGUUCCUGCCCCAGCGCAACGCAAAUAGCUCCCUCGUUGGUGUCUCCUCCGCGGUUGUCAGCAUGCCCGCCGCAAUGCUAGAGGGUGGUUCCUCCUACGUCACGUCUAAGCUCGCGACUAUCAAGUUCUUCGAGUUCGUGGCCGCCGAGUAUCCGGAUGUGCACGUGGUGACGCUGCACCCUGGAGUGGUCGAUACGGCGAUGAACAAGAAGUCGGGAAUUGACAAUAUGCCGAUGGACGAUGUCAAGCUUCCGGCGCACUUCAUCCUGUGGGCUGCCAGUGCCGAAGCGGCAUUUGCCAGGGGCAGGUUCAUCUGGUGCAACUGGAAUGUCACGCAGCUGAAGGCGUUGAAGAGAGUGGAAGAGGAGCCGCUUUUCAUGACUUCGGGUGUUCUUGGCUGGCCGUGGGCCUAG
This is a messenger RNA of Mytilinidion resinicola, 858 nucleotides long. Its product is annotated as NAD(P)-binding protein. Gene Ontology annotation, molecular function: oxidoreductase activity. The transcript has 3 exons. Gene Ontology annotation, cellular component: cytosol. Bases 1 to 858 code for a protein of 285 amino acids. NCBI's taxonomy places the organism in Eukaryota, Fungi, Ascomycota, Dothideomycetes, Mytilinidiales, Mytilinidiaceae. The record is from RefSeq and is a predicted model, not a curated record.